Messenger RNA from Xenopus tropicalis (tropical clawed frog), 669 nucleotides. RefSeq names its product transmembrane protease serine 2-like. Bases 1 to 669 code for a protein of 222 amino acids. The transcript has 4 exons. NCBI's taxonomy places the organism in Eukaryota, Metazoa, Chordata, Amphibia, Anura, Pipidae. The record is from RefSeq and is a predicted model, not a curated record. Gene Ontology annotation, molecular function: serine-type endopeptidase activity. Gene Ontology annotation, biological process: proteolysis.
AUGUUUUCCAACAAAUGGUAUAAAGAGUAUAUUUUUUCUAUAGCCUCAGCGCUCCUAGUCCUCCUAAACCCACCAACCUGCAAAAUCUCCUGUAACUACUCUAGCGUCUGUAUCAGCACCAACCAGAUAUGUAAUGGGGUACCCGACUGCCCUUAUGGAGACGAUGAACAGAAUUGCGGCUCCGGUGUAUCAUAUAACAGUGUAGCCAAUCAUAAAGUAGGAGGAGCUAAUGCUGCCCCAGGAAACUGGCCGUGGCACGUUGGUCUACGGUACAAAACAGGACUUUUAUGCGGUGGGUCCAUCAUUUCCCCCAAGUGGAUAGUGACGGCAGCUCAUUGUGUAUAUGGAUCUCGUUCAAGUACUUCUGGUUGGAAGGUUUUCGCUGGGGCUCUGACCCUGCCAAGUUACUCUGAUGCCAAUGGCUAUUCUGUAGAGAGGAUCAUUGUGUUCCCUGGUUAUAAUUCUUCUAAUAAUGAUAACGACAUCGCCCUAAUGAAACUGACAGAUAAAAUUACAUUUAACUAUAACACCCAGCCGGUGUGCUUACCCAAUGCCGGAAUGUUCUGGGAGGCCGGCACACAAUGUUGGAUAUCUGGUUGGGGUACAACCUCUCAAGGAGGUAAGAAAAGGUCCAAGUUUAAAGUUUUUGAAUCCUGGUACAAUGACUGA